GCAGCCUUCCUCGUAUCAGAGACAAGUAGCCACCAUCCUCCCCUGUCAAAAGAAAAAAAGAAAUAUUUCAUGUAUAAUAGAAAUUCUUCAGAAGACGGCAUCAAAUACCGUAUUUAAAUGAGAUUAGGUCGACAGAGAGGAGGGGGAAGAGGAGGAGAUGGUGCGGAAGGCGAAGGUAGAGUUCGAUGAGAGGCCACCGGACGACUUCGAUCCGAGCAACCCGUACGGGGAUCCGGUGGCGAUGCUGGAGUACAGGGAGCAUCUGGUGAGGGAGAAGUGGAUUCAGAUCGAGACGGCCAAGAUCAUCCGCGAGCGCCUCCGCUGGUGCUACCGCAUCGAGGGCGUCAACCACCUCCAGAAGUGCCGCCACCUCGUCCAGCAGUACCUCGAUGCUACCCGCGGCGUCGGCUGGGGCAAGGACGCCCGCCCCCCCGAUCUCCACGGUCCCAAGAAGGAUUCUGAGUAGGUCCGUUUGGGGCAUUUGAGGUGAUCAGUCUCGGUAAAUUAAAAGUGAGGGAGCUAAGUUUCCAGUGCCUACUCAUCGUUAGCUGGUUUGCUUUUGUUCAAAUUAUGCACCUGUAGUCCCUCAGCAGGGGUCAAUUCUUGUUUUUCAAUAAUGAACAUCAUGGAGAAUAUACAGCGUUCUCUCAUAUACCAUUGUUCCCUGAUGUUUAACAAUGAGGUACUCAGACGAAGGUUGCUUUAUA
Messenger RNA from Elaeis guineensis (African oil palm), 707 nucleotides. Its product is annotated as NADH dehydrogenase [ubiquinone] 1 beta subcomplex subunit 10-B. NCBI's taxonomy places the organism in Eukaryota, Viridiplantae, Streptophyta, Magnoliopsida, Arecales, Arecaceae. Gene Ontology annotation, cellular component: respiratory chain complex I. The record is from RefSeq and is a predicted model, not a curated record.